ACAUUAAUUUAUUGUUUUUAUUUUAAAAACUUUGUAAACAAUCACCAGUUUGUUAUAAACAACAACAAAUGUCGGACGAAGAAGAAGAUUAUAUGUCCGACAAGUUCCUGGCUGGCCUGCAGGAGGUGCGUCCCAGUCUGGUGCAGGAUCGCGGCAAGAAGAGACAGAUUGAAGUAGAAACAAAAAAGGAGGAGCAAAGAAAAAGGCAACGGGAGGCCACCGCUGCCGCCGGAACCGUGGACAAUGCUCGUCUCCAGCAAUCCCUAAGCCAACCACUGUCGGCGGACAAUAAGGGCUUCCAACUCCUGGCCAAAAUGGGCUAUAAGGCGGGUGCUGGCUUGGGAAAACAGCCCGAUGCUCGCAAGGAACCUGUGGGAAUAACAAUAAAAAGCGGACGCGGAGGCCUGGGACGAGAAGCGGCCAUUGCAGAGUUGGCUGCCAAGCGGCAGGAACUGAGGAGAGCUCACCUCUUGCAACGGGCGGGCAUUGAAUCCGGUGCUGAAAUCAGCACGGAGGCCUAUAGAAGACGUGCCACCCAAAAAGCCGAAGAGAGAAAGCUGCAAUACGAUAUAAGGAGAUGCCAGCAAACCUGCGAGUCCUUGGAUCUAAAAGCCGACGUUACUGAGCCAGAUUUAGAGUUUUUCUGGCCUCCAAAGCCCAAGGAGGAAGAGAAUAGCGAUGCCGAAGGAGAGCAAGAUCCCCCCGAAGAGGAGGAGACGCCCAAAGAGGAACUAUACACUCCAGCCGAGCAGCUGGAGCUGCUCACUGGCUACCUGCGCACUGCCUACUCCUUCUGCUACUGGUGUGGCACGCACUACGAGGACUCCGCGGAUCUAGACUCCAACUGUCCAGGACUUACCCGCGACGACCACUAGUUUUAGAGAAAAUCAAUACAAAGCUAGAUUAAUUAGACAUUAGUUUGCAAAAUCGCAGCAGGUUUACAAUUAUGUUACAAUAAUACAUAGUCAAAAAACA
Molecule: messenger RNA, 975 nt
Organism: Drosophila kikkawai
Lineage: Eukaryota; Metazoa; Arthropoda; Insecta; Diptera; Drosophilidae
Product: G patch domain-containing protein 11
Cellular component (GO): kinetochore
Molecular function (GO): nucleic acid binding
Source: RefSeq, a predicted model, not a curated record